AUGAAUUACUGGUACUCGAAGUGGGCGUAUGCCGAAGUUGCGGCGGUUGAGGUGGACGGUAAAAAUAUCUCCAAGGCUCCAGCUGGCCAACACUGUUUCCCACCCAACGACUGCUGGGAAGUCGUCCCCAAAAAAUACAAUUUCUAUGUAACAGGACCUCUGAAGGGAGAUAAAGCGAUGGUAAAGUUGAAUCUCACCAAGGGAAAUCCAAUAACGCUGUUGUACAAGAAAGGCUCCGGUAGUUGCUCGUGCAAGACGGCAGGCAUUAAGGCUGAUUAUGUACAGGAAGUCAUUGAAUGUGAGAGUAUCCUUCACGGCGUUAUCGUUGAUCAGGAAAUAAAGGUACGUGUCUGCACGUAUGCUAUUGCUGCUGAAAUGUUUUUCUUGCAAAUUUAG
Messenger RNA from Dibothriocephalus latus, 396 nucleotides. The record is from the annotation of a GenBank genome assembly. NCBI's taxonomy places the organism in Eukaryota, Metazoa, Platyhelminthes, Cestoda, Diphyllobothriidea, Diphyllobothriidae.